UUAUUCAUACGAAUUAGAAUUCAAUCCGAAGGGGUUAAGGAAAGGCUUCGAUUUAAUUACCUUUUAGUUCAGCACUCGGUGUCAUCGCGAUUGGUUCGAAAGCCCAUCAGUUUCAAACAACAUACCGUACUCGUCAGUUGAAAACAUUGAAAGUGCAGUGAAAAAGUGUAUUAUGAGCCGUUGUCAGAAAUCUAACGAUUGUUCCGGUUCUAACCGAUUAUGUACAGAAAAUUCUCCACUGAGCAUCGACAGUGGUAACCCAUUAUAUCAUGACGUGUAUCGACGAUCGAUAGAAGAGCCUCAAGCAUUCUGGGGAGAACUCGCAGAGCAACUGAUUGAUUGGGAUAAACCAUGGGACAGUGUAAUCGAUGAUAGUAAUCGACCAUUCACAAAAUGGUACGUCGGAGGUCAGCUUAACGCUUGCUAUAACGCUUUGGACCGUCAUGUACAAAACAACAAAGGUAAUAAGAUCGCACUUAUCCACGAUAGCCCCAUGACAAAUACCAUACGCCGAGUAACAUACAAUGAACUUUAUGAAAAGGUUUCUAGGCUAGCUGGCGGUUUGAAGAAAUUAGGCGUUAAAAAAGGAGACAGAGUCGUGAUAUAUAUGCCAUUGAUACCUGAAGCAAUCAUGGCAAUGCUAGCUACAGUUAGACUUGGUGCAAUACAUUCUGUGGUAUUUGGAGGAUUCGCUGCUAGUGAACUUUGUACACGCAUUGAACACGCCGAACCAAAGGUUAUAAUAGCUACAAAUUGUGGAAUAGAGCCAAAUAAAAUAAUCCAUUACCUGGAUAUUCUUCAUGAAGCCGUUGAAAUGUCGAAGUGGAAACCACGCACAAAUGUAAUAUUUCAGCGUACGAAUAUUUUGGUUUCUGACUUGGAUAAACGAAUGGACGUAACCUGGGAGUCUACACUAGACGAACCUACGGGGUGUGUUCCAGUGGAAGCAAACGACCCAUUGUAUAUUUUGUACACUUCUGGCACAACUGAUAAGCCGAAAGGAAUCACUCGUCCUACUGGUGGUCAUCUGGUAACGCUAAUGUAUACUAUGGAUACUAUAUAUGGCAUUCAACCGGAUGAUGUAUGGUGGAAUGCAUCGGAUUUGGGUUGGGUAGUCGGCCAUUCGUACAUAUGUUACGGCCCAUUACUUUAUGGUGCUACUAGCGUAAUGUACGAAGGGAAACCGGACCGGACACCAGAUCCUGGUCAAUAUUUUCGCCUGAUCGAUCAGCAUAAAGUUACUGCACUUUUCUCCGUUCCAACCUCAUUCCGAGUGCUGCGACGAACUGACCCAGAUGUGAAAUUCGGGAAAAAAUAUAAUAUGAAAUCACUUCGCACCAUAUUCAUUGCCGGUGAACAUUGCGAUUCGGAAACAAAGAUGUGGAUUGAGAAAACCUUCAAAGUGCCGGUGUUGAACAAUUGGUGGCAGACUGAAACAGGAUCAGCCAUGACAGCAACGUGCGUUGGACUUGCGCAAAAUCUAAAUCCUCCAAAUUUUACUACGGGUCUGCCAUUCUGUGGAUAUGACAUCAGAGUGUUACAUCCAGAUGGAACUGAAGCUGAUUCUAAUGAAUUGGGUCGUCUAGUAGUGAAACUGCCACUUCCACCAGGGACCAUGUCUACCCUUUAUAAGAACGCAGAAUUAUUCGAAAAUCUGUAUUUCCAGAAAUAUCCUGGAUUCUACGACACUAUGGAUGCGGGAUACAAGGACAAGAAAGGUUACGUUUUUGUUACCGCCCGAGAUGACGACGUAAUAAAUGUAGCUGGUCAUAGGAUAUCAACGUCGAGCUUGGAAGAUGCAGUAUUGAGGCAUCCCGAUAUAGCUGAUUCUGCUGUUUUUGGGGUGCCAGAGCCAACAAAAGGACAAAUCCCACUAUGCCUUUACGUUAUUAAGGAGGGAGUGAGUAAAGCUACUGCCAAACUUUCAGUAGAGCUUAUUACAUUGAUACGAGAAGUGAUUGGCCCCAUUGCAGCCUUUCGGUUGGUGGGCAGAGUUGAUGGUCUUCCAAGGACCAGAUCAGGGAAAACAAUGCGAAAGGCUAUGGCGGACUUUGCUGCCAAUAAAACAGUGAUUUUACCUGCAACAAUUGAGGAUGUUGAAGUUUUUGAGGACAUUAGACGAGCAUUACAAGAACUAGGUUACGCUAUGAAUGCCCCAAUGCCAGUUGUUGGCAAUAAAAAAUAGGAAUAUUAUUUACCAUUUAAUGAUUUGGCUUAUAAAUUUUUUACUUUCUUGAACGAUUAUAACAAAUAAAUGUUAAGGAAUUAUGUAUUAAAUAAUAAGUAAUGAUGUAUUUAAAUAAAAUAUUUAUAAUUGAAUAUGUUAUAUGGCCUGCCUGAUAUUUAUCUCUACAGUUGGUAGAACAAAUUUAUCGAUAAUAAACCGUUGGAAAAAGCCACUCUUGAAAUAGUUCCUAAAUUUCUUUUAUCGACAAUUUGGAAACAACACACACAACCAGCGGAAAUUAGUUUACAGUUCUUUUUUUGUUUAGGAAAUAUUACGCUCCUUCUCCCGUAGGCAUAAAACCUCUAUUUUUUUUGUAUAUCAACAGUUCACAACCAAAUGAUACAUACAUGAUAACCUUAAAACUAAAAAUUGAUGACAAACACUAGAUUUUACAAUACAAUCUUAAUACAUUAUUACUACGUCUAACAUAACAAAAGGCUCAACUUA
This is a messenger RNA of Armigeres subalbatus, 2674 nucleotides long. Its product is annotated as acyl-CoA synthetase short-chain family member 3, mitochondrial. Gene Ontology annotation, molecular function: propionate-CoA ligase activity. Gene Ontology annotation, cellular component: mitochondrial matrix. Lineage: Eukaryota; Metazoa; Arthropoda; Insecta; Diptera; Culicidae. Bases 173 to 2185 code for a protein of 670 amino acids. The record is from RefSeq and is a predicted model, not a curated record. The transcript is spliced from 11 exons.